Molecule: messenger RNA, 3849 nt
Organism: Acanthopagrus latus (yellowfin seabream)
Lineage: Eukaryota; Metazoa; Chordata; Actinopteri; Spariformes; Sparidae
Gene: shrprbck1r
Product: sharpin and rbck1 related
Exons: 14
Coding region: 433-2574 (713 amino acids)
Biological process (GO): proteasome-mediated ubiquitin-dependent protein catabolic process; protein linear polyubiquitination; positive regulation of canonical NF-kappaB signal transduction
Cellular component (GO): LUBAC complex
Molecular function (GO): ubiquitin-protein transferase activity; ubiquitin binding
Source: RefSeq, a predicted model, not a curated record
CGCACCACGAAGUGAAAGCAUACGCAAUCAACAACACACGCAGCGUCACCAGAAUCAAACUAUUGUCAACAACCUUGUAGUCAGAAAGCUAUGGGACAUCCAGAAGAAUAUUAUCAUCGCUCGGCAGCCGAACGGAAACACUAAACCUGCCUGAAAACCCUGCCUGGGCCGACGCUGUGGCGACAACGGAAGAAGUGAGAAGUGAAACCUCAACACUUUCUUGGAAGUGGCUCCAAAUAGUUGUCAGGCUGUACGCACUUGCUUCCUGUUGUCAGUGAGGCUGUCGAAAAAAACAAGCGACGAGGUAACGAUGUGAGAAAUAUCGUCAGAAGGACACUCAAAGCAAAGGUGGCAGCGUGGGACAAGAGGUGAACAACAAUCUGGGGCAGCCGUGUGUCAGUGUGUUGUUUUCUACAUGAGUCUGUCGGCAGGAUGUCGCUGAGUUCAGGCGGGUGGACCUCUGGUUUCACACCGGACCAGUCCGCCGCCGCCGCCGCCGCCCUGCCCAAUCACUAUGGGGCCUCGCAGCCACAACUCGGCUGCCAGACCGUCCUCAUGUCGGUUCGGGUGUCGGUUUGCCAUUCUGGCAUUCGGCCGCUGUGUCUUCCGGGAGCAGGUGAUGAGUCACUCCGCCUGCAGCUCAGCAUGGACCCGGGGAAAUCCGGGGAAUUCCGGCUGUCGCUGCAGGACAGCAGCGGGACUGGCCGGAGUGUGACCAUCGCUGAGUUUGAUUUGGGGACAGUGAACUAUGAGGUGAAGUCACCAAAGUGCCACGAGCUGAGCUUAGUGGCGCCACCACAUGACCGCAUCAGCUUUAACUUCCGCUGCGAGACGGAGGCCCAGGAGUGGGCUACGGUGGUGAUGUCUUCAUUAAGAGAAGCACAGAGAGCAGUGGCCCCGCAGGAAAACAGCCAACAGCGCCCCCUGGAUGAACUCAACCAACAGAACACAAUGGUCUUGCAACGAACAGAGGAAACCUGCAUAGAGCUGACCCGCGCCAUAGAAGCAGGUGACAUGCAGUCUGCUUCUGUCUUUGCUGCCACGCUCGCCCGACAACACGCCACACUCAAGAUUCAGCUCUCUACCAGAGACUAUGAAGACACUGAAAUCACCUUAGCUGUUGUCGUUGAGGAUUUUUCGUCGUCCUGUUGCGUCACUGUGAAAGUUUUCCCACAUAUGACUACUGCAGCCCUGAAACAGCAAAUGUUUCUUGAGUAUGGCUUUCACCCACGAGUGCAGCGCUGGGUGAUCGGCCAGUGUCUAUGCCACGACCAGCGUUCUCUGGCCUCAUACGGGGUUCAUCAGAAUGGCGACACAGCCUUCUUGUACCUCCUGUCAGCCCGUCAUUCUCGCUUGACCCUCCAAGUCCUCCAGCAGGACCAGGAGAGUGCCCUCCUUCUCAGUCCUCCAUCUCUGUCACUCACCACUCCCCCCCUCCCUGCUACCUCCACAAAUGGCCCCUCAUCUCUGGACAGGAGGCCUUACACCACCCUACCUCCUAGACUCCAUACCAGCACCAAUACUGGUGGGUCAGAGAGAGGAAACGUCAGUGAGAUCAGAGAUCUCAUCAACCUUGAGAUGCCUCAGCUCAAUGAAGCAAUGAGCCCCAGCACAGCUUCCACACAGGGUUGGUCGUGCCCUUCUUGCACCUACAUAAACAAACCCACACGGCCGGGCUGUGAGAUCUGCAGCACAAACCGGCCAGAGAACUAUGUCAUCCCAGGAGGAUACCGACCUGACGCACUGGAACUCCGACGAAUCCAGCAGGAGAAGGAGGCUAUCAGACAGUAUCAGCAGGCGAGGGAGGCGGAGCGCCGGGAGAAUUUCGCCCAUCUGGUGAUGAUGGACAGCCAGGACCUUCUGCCUAACCCUGAGCCUGUGGACUGUAGGAUCUGCUACAUGGACCUGCAGCCUGGGGAGGGGGUCCUGCUGAGGGAGUGCCUCCACUGCUUCUGCAGAGAGUGCUUGCGUUCGGUCAUUAUGCUGAGCGAGGAGCCGGAGGUGUCCUGUCCCUACAGAGAUGACACGUAUUCCUGCGACCGCUCCCUGCAGGAGAGGGAGAUUAGAGCCUUGGUGCCAGCAGAAGAGUAUGAGCGCUGGCUGCAAAGAGGCCUGUCAGUGGCCGAGUCUCGAUGUGAGGGCAGCUACCACUGUGCCACACCAGACUGUCUGGGCUGGUGCGUGUACGAGGACACGGUCAAUGUCUUCCACUGCCCCGUCUGCAGGAAACACAACUGCCUGAUUUGCAAGUCUAUCCACGAGGGAAUGAACUGUAAGCAGUACCAGGAUGAUCUGGCAGCCCGCGCUAUCAAUGACUCUGCUGCCAGGAGGACGACGCAACUCCUCAAGACUCUCGUGCAGUCAGGAGAAGCAAUGCACUGCCCCCAGUGUGGCAUCAUAGUGCAGAAGAGGGAUGGGUGUGAUUGGCUGCGCUGCACCGUCUGUCACACUGAGAUCUGCUGGGUGACCAGAGGACCCCGCUGGGGGCCCAGGGGACCUGGUGACACCAGUGGAGGAUGUCGCUGCAACGUCAAUAAUCAGAAAUGCCACCCUAAAUGCCAAAACUGCCACUGAGAAGCUCAAGAGUGGUCGGAUUGUAGAAGGGAACGAAAGACUCAGCUUGAAAUAAACUAUUUUCUCAAAUAGGGAAAAGAGGGGGAACUGUAUUUAAGCCAAAACUGACUGCACAGGAUUGUAACGUGUGAUGCAUCCUUCUUGUCACUGACAUUCUCAAUUUUCUCUCAGCAAUCAGAAUAACAGAAACUAUAUGUUGACAUUUAGCUCUGCCUCAGGCUGUGUGAGUUUUAACAAAACAGUGUUCAUUAUGGGAUAAAUGAUUCACGUCUGACUGUUACGAUGAGAGGAGUGGUUAAAUGUAUGCAGGGAGAGAGUGUUAACUCUUAUUGCAUUCGGUGCUUUUAUUUUUUAAUAAGUGCGCUGCAGAAUGGAGUAAUACAGGCGUGUUGUGUUUGUGUUUCCCAAUCCCAGGAUGCAUUGCAUUAAACUGAAGUGGCCUUAUUCUCGUGCACAAAAGCUGUACCGGGUGUUGAUGGAGAUGUUUUCCGGGGAACGAGACAAAAUCAUUGUGUCCUUGAUAUGCAAUUUUUCUGCAUAGAGAUAGAACAAACUAGUGCAUAGCCAUGGAAGAUUAUAUAUUUUUUGUGUGUCGGUGUGAAAGUUGGACUGCAUGCGCACCGUGACGCCAAAGAGGUUUGAAAUGUGUGUGGUUGGUGAGUGGAAGCAGGCUGUUCACAUGAGUUAUUCUCUCACGUGCUUCUGUAUCUGACAGCAGUGGGUACAGAGGUCACUGUGGUGCUGCUGACCAGCUGAGUGAUGCGUGAUGACACUGUCGAUAAAAAGCACAGUGUACUGAUUGAUAGUGAUAGGUCAGUCACGAUACUUGAACGGGUUCUGUAAGCGAAGGCACAUGUAAACACAUAAGCUCAUAUUUCUGUGAAGGAGCUCAGAUACGACAGGGUGCAUGAGGUGAUAUCAGCCAGCAUACUUAAUACUAUUUCCCGGUUAUGUGAAGAGUUCGUAUCCACGGUAACCUUUGGAGUAUUUUAUAAUUCAUCAUUGCAUGAAUUUGUUUAUUCUAAACACAUUAAUGUGAUUUAAUAAUGCAUCAUGCAUGACCUUGCCAAGGAUAAGCGACUAGCCUCACCAACUGCACUCUCUGUUACCCAGAAUGAUAAUAAAAAUUAAUAAAAAUAAAGUCGACUACACUACUGCCCGUCACUGACAAGCCACGAACAAGUCCUCACUGUUCAUUGUGUUCAAACAUCAGCUCUGUGUUGCUGGUGUACUGUUGUGCCUUAACUUUCAAAUAAAUACUCUUUAAACACGUUC